AUGAGUCUUUCAUUUUUCGCGAGCUUGUCGAGAUCCGCCUGGAGAAGAUCUACCAGCAGGAGGCAGAAGUCAAGCGACAGAAGUCGCAAGCCAGUCUUGGAGGUAAUUCCAAUCCAGAGCAGGAUGCGGACGUGUCGAACAAAGCAGAGGCUGGCCUCAGAGGAAUUCUGACCGUCUUCGCCGUCGCGGGAAGAGACUGUUACGUAAGGGUGAGUCUGGAGCCGCACCUGAUCCCUUCUCAACUCGUGGAGCUGGGCAGCACGCCACACACCGCAGGAAAUUCGCCUCAAGCCCGACCGCCUGCUAUGAAACGCAAGACUCUUCCGCGAGGCAUCCGUGAGGUGAAGGAUUUCAAGGUGCUUUCCGUCCAGUGUAUGCGGGAGCUCGAGUUGUAUCUGCACAAGAGGCUCUUCAUGAAGGAUCAGGUGAUCGUCCAUCAAGGCACUGACUUACAAGAUGUGUAUGUUCUGCAGCAGGGUACUUGCGAGGCCAAAGUGUUUGGGGCCAGCUUCGAAAUCAUGAAAGGCCACUGCGUCAUAGGCGGCCUCCCAUCGGUCCUCACAAAGAAAGUGUUUACGACUGUGGUCGCCACGGAACCUUGUUUUGUCGUGAAGAUCUCACAGAGACACUUCAACGCGAUGUUGGACAAGUAUCCGGACGAUCGCAAGAAGCUGUUUGCUGCUGCCAACCGUGCCUUCAGCACGAUGUGCGACGACUUCCAACAGAAUGUGUGGAUCGCACAGGCUUUCCAGGAGCAACUCGGUGCAAUGCCGUGUCUUGCUGGUGCCGGUGUGGAGUUCCUGGCAGCUUUAGCUCAUGUUUUGGAGCCACGGCUUCUGCUUCCGGCGCAGGAGAUCUUUCUGGCCAGCGGCAAGGAAGACUCUCCAGAUCUCUACUUCGUGUUCGAAGGACAUUUCCACUGCUUGCAAAAGGGAGCAGUGAUGGGGACCAUUUCGCCAAAGAUGGUUUUCGGCGUCUUGGAAGUCUUCGGAAUCAACGACGUCUCCAGCGACAUGAGGAUUUAUUCCGACGAGAUUUGCAAGGUUGGGGUCCUGACACAAGCGCAGCUCUGCGACUUGCUGCACGAGUUCCCACAGGAAAGGGGCAAGUUCGAAAAGCUUGUGCACAGUCUCAUGGAAGACAGUGUAAACCACCACCUCGUCAUGUUGCCAUUCCUCUCCGGCUUGAACAAUCAACAGAUCCUGACGGUUUGCCAUUUGUUGGACAGGAGGUUUCUGCUUCCGGACGUCACGAUAGUGAAAGAAGGAGAUGGCGGCGACUUCAUGAUGGUACUGAACUGUGGCAAGGUUGAGGUUCUCUACAAGGACGUGAGCAUGGGUAAGCUUCUGGCGGGAAAGGCAUUCGGCGUAAGCCAAAUGAUGGGAUUACAUACUCGCUACCAUGCCACCUUGAAGGCGAAGAGUACUUGCCACAUUCUCUUGAUCUUCUGGCACAUGUUGAGCGGCCUGAUCAGCACUGCCGCGGACUUGACCUGGGUGCAAGCCAUGAGGCGUCAGGCGCAGGAGAUCUACGACUCUGAAAGCGCAGGUUUCGCUCGCAAGCUACAGCAGAAGUCGAACAUGGCACGAUCAAGGCAUCUCCUGAUGGACAAUGUCAACAUCGUCACGGGGCUUUGGAGCUUGCGUGACAUACUGCAGGAGUGGUACCAGGUGGCCAGAUCGGGGAUCCUGUCAGGACGGGAUGACUCAAUGACGCAGGCUGCGUCACCCAUGCAGAGACAGACUACGGCGAUGUCAACAGGGGGAGGCGGAAGGCUUCCUACGGUAGAAGCCUCUGCCUUUCCGAAUAAACACCGCGGGAUGGCUGCCCGACCUGUACGCUUCAACCAGAACCUGCGGUGGGCCGAUCUGCCACGGAGCAACUGCAAGAAGGAGUUUCUGAAAUGGGAGCUGCAGUCGGGACGCUUGGACAUAUGGAAGGGCUUCACCGGGUCUGCCUGGCUCCACACAGUGCGGGAUGAAGUGGUGCAGGAAGGAGGACGACACAAGUGA
Messenger RNA from Symbiodinium necroappetens, 2012 nucleotides. NCBI's taxonomy places the organism in Eukaryota, Dinophyceae, Suessiales, Symbiodiniaceae. The record is from the annotation of a GenBank genome assembly.